Molecule: messenger RNA, 3351 nt
Organism: Sphaeroforma arctica JP610
Lineage: Eukaryota; Ichthyosporea; Ichthyophonida
Exons: 20
Coding region: 1-3072 (1023 amino acids)
Biological process (GO): protein processing
Cellular component (GO): mitochondrial matrix
Molecular function (GO): metal ion binding
Source: RefSeq, a predicted model, not a curated record
AUGUGGCGUACCAUACACACGGUGCAGCAGAGUGCCGUGCGUUCGUCGCUUCUACUUAGGCGAUGGGCAUCAAGCAACACAGCAGCGGCACAGAACACAACAGCGCACGCACGUAUAUCGCACCACAGUGAUGUUGGGGUGAAAGUAGGAGAGACUGUGAACGGAUUCACAAUCAAAGGUAUAGAGAGCAUACCUGAACUUAGUUUAACUGCUGUCCAGCAUGUGCAUGAUAAGACCGGUGCUGUGGGUCUACACAUUGCCAGAGCGGAUGACAACAAUGUGUUCAGCAUAGGUUUCCGCACACCACCCGAAGACAGCAGCGGUGUCACACACGUGUUAGAACACGUGUCCCUGUGCGGUUCGGAGAAGUAUCCAUGCCGAGACCCGUUCUUCAAGAUGUUGUCGCGGUCCAUGGCUACCUACAUGAAUGCCUGGACGGCCAGUGACUAUACCAUGUAUCCCUUCUCCACGCAGAACGCCAACGACUACAACAACCUGCUGGACGUGUACUUGGAUGCGGUGCUGCACCCCAGCAUUCGUGAGCUCGACUUUUUACAAGAGGGAUGGCGCUUGGAGAACGAGAAUCCUAACGACAAAUCAACAGACCUGCAGUUCAAGGGUGUAGUGUUCAACGAGAUGAAGGGUGCCCUGAGUGAUCCCGACCGCCUCUUUUGCACCCGGUUCCAGCAGGCUUUGUUCCCAGGCAGCACCUACGGCAACGUAUCCGGAGGCGACCCCCCCUCCAUCCUCUCCAAACUGGAUGUUAACGUCCUGCGCGAGUUCCACCGCACACACUACCAUCCCUCUAACGCACGCGUGUACACCUAUGGCGAUCUGCCGCUGACUCGCCACUUCGAGAGCAUCGGGCCGCUGUUUGAUUCGUUUGAUAAGCUUGUGGCGGAUACAGAAGUCGGUCCCGUUCCCCGAUGGACGGAGCCUUGUGAAGUGAUCGCUCACUGUCCACCCGACACUAUGGCCGCACACGCCGACCGACAGACCAAGGCUAGCAUCGGCUGGUUGCUGCAGAAAGAGGAUGCGUACGAGGGUUUCUGCCAACGCAUCCUAACAUCGCUGCUGGUCGAUGGGUCAAGUUCGCCCAUGUACAUCGCAUUGAUCGAGUCUCAGCUGGGUUCCGAUUAUACGCCCAACACAGGCCUGGACACCAGUACGCGCGAGCCCUCCUUCAGCGUCGGGCUUCAAGGCAUUAAGGAGAGCGACAUCCCAAUGGUGAAGGAUAUGAUUGAGAAGACCAUCCAGAAAACCAUGGAAGACGGAUUUGAGGCCGAACGUGUUGAGGCUGUAUUGCAUCAGAUUGAGUUGUCACAACGGGACCAGACCACAUCGUUUGGUUUGGGCCUCGCAGCGGCGCUGAUGGGGCCGUGGGUCAACGAUUGCGAUCCCGUCGAGCUCUUGCAGAUCCAAGCUCAUGUUGAGAGAUUCCGCACCGACAUGGCUGAUCCAUACUUUGUCAAGAAUUUCUUCGAGCGCCAUCUGAUAUCCAACCAGCACAGGCUGACCUUUAUUAUGACACCGGACGAGAAGUUCACGAACAAUCUGGCACAGCAGGAAGCCGACUAUCUCAAGGAAGUCGUGUCCACUUUAUCAGACGAAUCUCGUGACCGCGUGUACGAGCAAGGCCUGCAGCUGCUGAAAGAACAGGAGACGACACCCGAUCUCAGCUGCCUGCCGACUUUGCGAGUGGAAGAUAUCGAGCGCAAGAUCCACCAGGUGGCGCGCGAGAAACGCUCGCUGUCGACGUCCAAGGGCGCGUCGGUAGACACACAAUUCUGUGAGCAACCCACGAAUCAGAUGACCUACAUGCGCACCAUCUUCAACACUCAGAACGUCCCAGCGCAUCUCAAGCCUUACAUCCCCUUGUUCUGUAGUGUCCUCCCGUCCCUGGGUGCUGGUAGCAGAGACUACCGCGAGUUGGGUCAAAAAACGAAACUAUGGACUGGCGGUAUCCGUCUGAGUCCUUUGCUGGUGCAGGAUCGAAACGAUACAUCGAAGCACUCGGAGGGUAUUAUGUUACUGGCAAGGUGCCUGGAUCGGAACUUAGAACACACUACCUCGUUGUGCUCAGAUAUUCUAAACGAAUCCCACUUUGAUGGCACAGAACAACGGCUGUACACGCUGGUGAAGAUGGCGUAUAGUGAUAUGGCCAACAGUGUAUCUGAUGCGGGUCAUCAUUUCGCCAUCACCCGUGCCGCUGCGUCGCUCACUCAGUACGAUGCCAUGACCGAGGUCUACGGCGGGUUGACUCAGAUCGACUUCAUGCGCAAACUAGCCGAACAACAGGACCAGCAAGAAAUCCUCAGCAAACUGCGCGAACUUGCCUCACAUGUGUUCAUGACGUCCAAUGCGAGGUGCGCUAUUAACGCAGACAGCAUCGGAAUGCGAGCGGCCGAGACACAACUGGAACGGCUACUCAACACACUCCCCAGUGACCGGCCUACGCAAUCGGGGUCAAAUGAAUCUAGUGGGGAGUAUAGCCUGCCCUCGUUCAAUCAAGAGAAGCUGUACGUGCCUCUGCCAGUCAAUGUGAAUUUUGUGGCGAAGAGUGUCGCGUCAAUACCUAGCAAUCACGAGGAUAGCGCUACACUCCAGGUGCUUACGUCGUUGCUGAGUGCAAAGUUCCUGCAUCGCGAAGUGAGAGAAAAGAACGGCGCGUACGGAGGCGGUCUGAGUGCGGGGUCCGGCAGUCUAUCGUACUACUCCUACCGUGACCCAGGAUUCGAAGCAACCCUGAAAGCCUACAACGAGGCACCGCAGUACCUACUGUCUGGAGACUACUCAGAAUCCGAUGUGGAGGAAGCCAAACUAACGGUUUUCCAACGUAUGGACAAACCGGUGUCUCCGGGAUCUAAGGGCAUGUCUGGGUUCGUUUAUGGAGUGUCCAACGAAGCCAGACAACGGCACAGAGACAGGCUGUUUGCGGUGGAUCGAGAAGCGCUCGUACAGGCGACGAACAAAUAUUUGGUCAACCGACAGGAUGAGAAAACGGUCAUCAUCGGUCCAGGUGAAGACGCACAAACAUUCGAAAAGAUGGACGGCUGGUCUAUCAAAGCAUAAUUUUGAUACCCUCAGUAAUUAGGCCAUAGGUGUCAGUAUGUAGUCAAUAAAAUAGAUAGUAACCUGAAACGACCGGUGGUAGACAACAUACUCAAGCAGAGAGCUGACAAGAGUCAGGCACUUUGUACUAGACCCUCGUUCUACUUGCAGUUAAUCUGACCUCGUUUUUGAUGUCAUCAGAAUCGAGAAAAAAAUCUCGAAAUAAACGUUACGUGGACAUGAGAGAAUCGUAUGCAUCGAGCUCUGUGCCAUUCAAACAUGCUCAUAAGUAGCAGUCCU